ACUCUUACUAUAGUUUGGUUUAUUAUUUUCAUUGAUUAGUUGACAUGCUAAUAUCUGUUACAUAUAAUCGUUAAUUGAUUGUAUUGUUCUUGAGAGAAUUACUGUCAUUUAUUGGAAGGAAUAUAAAAUCUCAGCUGAUUUUAUGUUCUUAUCACGUGAUAACAAACACAUGGUUAAACCAUGAUGAUUUACUUUUGAAUGGAAGCAUUUUUUUGUUUACAUUUCAAUCAAAUGGUUUGAUUUUCCUUCUUUAAUUAGAUGAUGUGAUUUGUGUAAAUAUUUUGAAUUGAAUUUUUUCUUUUUAAUUUGAUUUGUGUUUCAACAAUGUUUUCUUCCAAUUGUUGGCGGAUCCGUGGUUGUCUUUGCUAUCGACAAUUGUUUUUAUCAUCUUCCAUUAACAGUAAACUCAACUAUUCAUCAACGAAAACCUCAACCAUGUUUGCUGAGAAAAGUGAAGAUGAUAAAUUAUCCAAUUUACAACAACAAUCAAGUGUUUCUCUAAUGGUUAUUGACGAGGAAGAGGAAAGGUUAUCAUCAAUAUUAUCUUCUUUGAAAGAAAUGGCUGCUACAACGGCCGAGAAAAAGUUACCCGUUAAAAGGAAAGGUGACAAAACUCUCGCUGAAAAUCAUUUACGAACGACGUUAAAAUCUUAUCUUUUUGCUUGUUUAAAUGCUAAUAUGAUCGAUCGAGCACAGAAAAGUUUCACCUUCUACAGAUUUUCUUUCAAAAAAGAUCCUAAUUUCAAUCCUGUUGACCUUUCCAUCUUUAAUUUAAUGAUCAAAGGUUGGGCCGAGAAAGGAGACAUCCGACAAAUUAAACAUCUAAUCAACUCAAUGAGACACAAUAAAAUUAAACCAGAUAUGGAUACAUAUUCAGCCGUAUUAUUGGGACUGAUUAAUCAAGAUAAUAUCGACCUUAUUGAAUUGGACAAUUUACUACGAACCAUUGAAGGAACUGGACAUUUAUUAGAAAAUCUUCUAAUCGAUUCAAAUCUGACACUUACCCAGAAAAGGAAGAUUAAGAAAAAGUUACAUGAAUUAUUACCGACAGUUAAAUUUAGGACAACUCAAGAUUCUUCAACUUAUCCUUGUGAUUUACUGAAAGAAUUUGAAAAAUUGAAACGAACCGACUAUGAGGUUAUCCCGGAAGAUUAUAAACACUUAAUAAAAGAUUGGUACCAUGAACAGAUCAACCAUGAGCGUCGAGGUAAAGUGUUAAUUAAAUCAGUAUUCAACGAGGAUUCAGUUAAAAUGGAUAAGCACCGAGAAUCCUGGCAAAAGUGUAUCAAAGAUUGGAGGAGUUGUGUUGGUAAAGGUUUUCGAGAGAAUUUGAAAAUUUUGAAGACUCGACUUGACACCGACAAUGGAAUCACCAUAUUACCUUACCUGUGUACCAUGAAGCCCGAUGAUUAUGUGGACAUAAUCAUGGAUUCAUUUUUUGAUUUUCUCCGAUACAAUUCCGGUUACUCGCCACCAAUUAAUUUCCUUUAUCGUGAUAUUGGUAAAAGAUUUGCCAACAAGUAUUAUGGUUAUUUGAAGACUCGUCAUUAUCCUGAAUGGUUAGAUUAUUAUGAGAGUUUACUUGAUUAUUAUCAAGAUCCACGUAAAUUGGGACAAUUUAAGCUUCGUGGUUACAUCAAUCACUUAAUUAAUCGUGAUGGUGGUAACAUUAAUCCAGAUUUCAGUGAUUUUCAUCUAACCGAUUCUCUACUCAAUUUGAUUGGAAAAUUUUUCUUUGAAAUAAUAAUUACAGAGAUUAAAUUUGAUCCAAAAAUGGUAUCACCUAAAUCAAAAGUUCGAACAAAAUUUCCCGUUUUGUUUACCAUUUAUGGUUCAAGAGAUUCGCAUACACAUGAAGAGAUUCGAGUGAACAAAGUUUUUCGAACCUUCUAUCAAUCUCUUGGUACCCAAGAGAUACCCUUCCAAACCAGCUUAUUACCGAUGUUAGUGCCUCCGACUCCUUGGGUUUCCAUUCAAAAUGGCGGCUACUUACUCAGUGAGUCAGAUUUUAUUCGUCCAGUGGGAAGUGACGAAGAUUCAUCGAUAAGUCUUGAUCUUGCUUCUCGUCACAACAUUUCACCAAUUUUUGAUUCUCUUAAUACUUUAUCGAUGGUCGCCUGGAAAAUAAAUACAAAGAUUCUCGACAUUCUUGUUGGCCUUUUUCGUGAUUGUGGUGAUUUGAGCUUGGAUAUACCUCUUCAUGAUUCAAAGAUGCCUCCACUUCCUAGUUUUGUUAAUGCCAAAACUAAUCAAGAGCGAUUUGUAAUUGUCCAAAAACGAGCCAAGAUCAAACAAGAAAAGCAAGAAAUGUAUAGCCUUUGGUGUGAAUGUUUAUACAAAUUAUCCAUUGCUAAUUUCCUUCGCGAGAGGAUAUUUUGGUUUCCAUAUAACAUUGAUUUCAGAGGUCGUGUUUACACUUGUCCACCUCACCUGACCCACCUUGGUAAUGACAUUUCUCGGUCGUUACUCUUAUUUGCCAAAGGAAAACCUUUAGGACCCAAAGGAUUGGAUUGGUUGAAGAUCCAUUUAAUCAAUUUAACUGGUUUAAAGAAACGGGAAACUAUUCAAACGCGUCUCGAUUAUUGCAAUGAAAUAAUGGAUGAAGUUAUCGAUUCAGCUGAUAAUCCCUUAACUGGACGCAAAUGGUGGUCAAAACAAGAUGACCCAUGGCAAGUGCUUGCUUGUUGCAUGGAAAUUGUUGCCGCUUCUCGAUCACCCGAUCCAGUUAAUCAUGUUACUCAUUUUCCCGUUCACCAAGAUGGUUCUUGUAAUGGUUUACAACAUUACGCUGCUUUAGGUCGUGAUUUAAAAGGUGCAAUCUCUGUUAAUUUAGCAACAUCAAUUAAGCCCAAUGAUGUUUACUCCGAUGUCGCUGAGUUGGUUGAAAAGGAAAGAGCCGCUGAUGCCGCUGAAGGUAAUCCAGUUGCAAUUGCGUUAGAGGGUAAAAUUAAACGUAAAGUAAUCAAACAAACGGUGAUGACUUUUGUUUACGGUGUCACAGUUUACGGUGCAAAACAUCAGAUUCACAAACAAUUAAAGGAAAUUAAAGAUUUCCCUGAAGAUUUAAUCUGGAAGGCAUCAAUUUAUUUGACCAAGAAAACAUUUAAAUCAAUCGCCACCAUGUUUGAAGCAACUCAAGAGAUUCAGAAUUGGUUCACUCGAUGUGCUAAAUUAGUGAGCAAAAAUUUAGGUCUACCCAUGGAAUGGAGGACACCCUUAGGAUUCCCUGUAGUUCAACCUUAUUUCUCUAAUAAGACAAGCCAAAAAGAGUUGGAUCUAGUUUUUCGUAAGAAAUUCAUACCAAAUAUGAUAAAACAACGAAAUGCUUUUCCACCAAAUUUCAUUCAUUCACUGGAUUCUAGUCACAUGAUGUUAACAGCACUCGAAUGUGAAAGACUUGGCCUUAAUUUUGCCGCAAUUCACGACUCCUAUUGGACUCACCCGUGUAAUAUUGAUCUGAUGAACAUCGUUUGCCGACAGAAAUUUAUUUCCCUCCAUUCGGAAGAUAUACUUGGUGAUCUUUCCAGUUUCAUGUUAACUCGAUACACACCUCAGGUCGAAAAACUUGUCUCAAGUCCAGAAAUCGCCGCUGAUGUUUUAAAUCUAUUUAAAUCAGUUCCAAAAAAAGGAACAUUCGAUUUAAAUCAAGUUCAAUCAUCAGUCUUUUUCUUCUCAUGAUCUCAAUCAUAAUCAUCAAAUUGACCAAAAUCUAAUUUAGAUGUUCAAUUAAAUUAAUCAAAGGAAAAACAAAAGCCUUAAUUGUAAUAUUAAUAAUAGAAUCACAAUUUAUGUAAAAAAAAAGAAAUUUAAAAAGUGCCUUAGUGUAAUUAACUGAACUCGACUGAGUUCAUACAUUGUACAAUAAACAAUCAUUAAAAUUAAUUCUCCUCAUUGUAACAUUAAA
Molecule: messenger RNA, 3904 nt
Organism: Panonychus citri (citrus red mite)
Lineage: Eukaryota; Metazoa; Arthropoda; Arachnida; Trombidiformes; Tetranychidae
Gene: mtRNApol
Product: DNA-directed RNA polymerase, mitochondrial-like
Exons: 6
Coding region: 325-3678 (1117 amino acids)
Biological process (GO): mitochondrial transcription
Cellular component (GO): mitochondrial DNA-directed RNA polymerase complex
Molecular function (GO): DNA-directed RNA polymerase activity; protein binding; mitochondrial promoter sequence-specific DNA binding
Source: RefSeq, a predicted model, not a curated record